AAAACUAAGAUGGCGUCUCGUCAAGAAAGAUAGGAUGGCCUGAAGAGAGUGAUGGUGAUGAUCGGGAAAUGAUUGAGAACGACUCGACCGAUUAAGUUUGAUACUCUCAUUUACCAUUAAACGAACUUCUGCCACUCAUGCUGUGAGCCCGUGUCGUUUGACACGACGGAGUCUAUGGAGAACCGAGGCUGAAAUACGGUCAACUUUGCUAGCAGCGGUAGCUAGCAGCCAACUGGACCGAGCACAGCUGGCCAACGUUAGCUAACCACCAGUCACCACAACAACAGAGGAAGGAGAGCAGCCAGCAGCCCUAUCAUACCCCGGGACAUCGAGGUGUCUUUGGGGCAAUGGAGGGAGAAGAGUUUGUACCUCCUCCGGAGUGUCCAGUAUUUGAGCCAUCAUGGGAGGAGUUCCAAGAUCCCCUGGGCUACAUCGCCAAGAUACGUCCAAUUGCAGAGAAGUCUGGAAUCUGCAAAAUCCGACCUCCUCAAGACUGGCAACCACCAUUUUCAGUGGAGCUGGAGACCUUCCGCUUCACACCUCGCAUCCAAAGGCUUAAUGAGCUGGAGGCGGAGACCAGAGUGAAGCUCAAUUAUCUGGACCGCAUUGCCAGGUUCUGGGAAAUCCAGGCAUCCUCACUAAAAAUCCCACACAUUGAAAGGCGCAUCCUUGAUCUUUUCAGUCUGUCAAGGAUUGUAACAGAUGAAGGAGGUUUUGAGAUGGUCUGUAAGGAACGACGCUGGGCUCGUGUGGCCCAGAGGCUUGGUUACCCCACAGGCAAAAACAUUGGUUCUCUGUUGCGCUCACAUUAUGAGAGGAUUGUCUACCCUUUUGAAACGUUCCAGUCUGGUUCCAGCCUGCCGCAUUGUAAGCCAAAGCAUUACGAUGGUGAGGAUGUGGAUAAAGAGUACAAGCCCCACUCAAUCCCCCUGCGACAGUCUGUGCAGCCGUCCAAAACCAGCACGUAUGGACGCAGAGCAAACCGAUGCCAGCCUGAUGGUCCAGAGGAUCUGGCCCCCCAUCCUCUCACCACUGGCUCUGAACUCAUCUCUGCGCCUGAGCCGACAGAGGAGGACAUAGAGAAGAACCCAGAACUGAAGAAGCUACAGAUUUAUGGCGCAGGGCCAAAGAUGAUGGGACUUGGACUGGUUGCGAGGUAUAAAGGCAUCAGGAAGAAAGACGAGCUGCCUCAGACUGUUAAUAUCAAGGAAGAUGUGUCUGCUGCACCUGCUGAUACCUUAGUGAAAGCAGAGCCACUGGAGCCUCAGGAGAAGCAGAGUGAAGGGGGCACAUCUAGUCCCCAACUGCCUCCACCUAGCCUCACAAUUAAGCCAGAAGUAAAGAAAGAAGAACCACAGAAUGGAAAAUAUGAGGAGGAGGAGGAUGAUGAUCCAGAUAAGCCAUGCACCAAAAUGACUAUGAGGCUUAGAAGCAACCUCAACAACCCACAGUGUGUGGAGUCUUUUGUUUGUCGAAUGUGUGGUCGGGGUGACGAUGAUGAUAAACUCAUGCUGUGUGAUGGAUGCGAUGAUAACUAUCACACCUACUGUCUACUACCCCCGCUCUCUGAUCCUCCCAAAGGCAACUGGCGAUGUCCCAAAUGUGUGGCAGAGGAGUGCAAGAAGCCGACAGAAGCAUUUGGGUUUGAACAAGCUACACGAGAGUACACUCUGCAGAGUUUUGGGGAAAUGGCUGAUUCAUUCAAAGCAGAUUACUUCAAUAUGCCUGUCCAUAUGGUCCCCACUGAGCUUGUGGAGAGGGAGUUUUGGAGGCUAGUCAGUAGUAUUGAGGAAGACGUGACUGUGGAGUACGGAGCGGACAUACACUCCAAGGAGUUUGGCAGUGGCUUCCCAAUGAACAAUGGCAAGAAGAAGCUCACAAAGGAAGAGGAGGAAUAUGCUCGCAGUGGCUGGAACUUGAAUGUGAUGCCUGUGCUGGAGCAGUCACUCCUGUGCCAUAUUAAUGGAGACAUCUCUGGGAUGAAGGUUCCUUGGCUUUAUGUUGGCAUGGUGUUCUCAGCUUUCUGCUGGCACAUUGAGGACCACUGGAGCUACUCUAUCAACUACCUGCACUGGGGUGAACCCAAGACAUGGUAUGGAGUUCCUUCUGUGGCUGCAGAGCGACUUGAGGAGGUGAUGAACAAGCUUACGCCAGAGCUGUUUGAGUUCCAGCCUGACCUCCUGCACCAGCUCGUCACCAUCAUGAACCCCAAUAUCCUCAUGUCUCACGGUGUACCGGUUGUACGAACCAACCAGUGUGCUGGUGAGUUUGUCAUCACCUUCCCCAGAGCCUACCACAGUGGCUUCAAUCAGGGAUACAACUUUGCUGAAGCUGUCAACUUCUGCACUGCAGACUGGCUGCCUCUUGGCCGCUCCUGUAUCGAGCACUACCGGCGUUUAAGGAGGUAUUGUGUAUUCUCCCAUGAGGAGCUCACCUGUAAAAUGGCUACCAGCCCAGAGAAACUAGAUCUCAACCUGGCCGCUGCUACACACCGUGAAAUGUUCAUCAUCGUUCAGGAAGAGAGGAAGCUGCGGAAGGCUCUGAUGGAGAGGGGUAUUACUGAAGCGGAGCGUGAGGCAUUUGAGCUGCUGCCUGAUGAUGAGAGACAGUGUGAUAAAUGCAAGACCACAUGCUUCCUCUCUGCUCUGGCCUGCUCAAAUUGUCCAGAGCAUCUGGUGUGUCUCUAUCACACUCAGGAUCUGUGCAACUGCCCCACUGACAAACUCUACCUCAGGUACAGAUAUACCCUCGAUGAGUUGCUAGCCAUGUUACACCGAUUAAAGGUUCGAUCUGAGUCUUUCGAUUCCUGGGCCAAUAGAGUAAAGGAGGCUCUUGAGCAAGAAGAGGGAAGCAAGAUAGGUAUUGAUGACCUGGAAACCCUGAAGAUGGAAGCAACAGAGAAAAAGUUUCCAGACAACGAACUUCUCCGGAAACUCAACACAGUCCUUAAAGACAUAGAUCACUGCCAAAAGACAAGUACUGAACUCCUCAGUAACACAAAGACCAGUGAAAGCAAGAUGAUGCUGGCCGAGCUGAAAUCGUUGGUAGAGAAGAUGCACAAUCUGCCUUGUGUGAUGAGCCAGUUGGAGGGAGUGCAGGCAAUUCUGCAUUUAGUUGAGGAUUUCCAGAGACAGGCCCAGGCAUUGGUCAAUGACAGGGGCUGGAGGAGGGACUCUCCACCUCCGGAACAAUUGCAGACAUUGUUGGAGCAGGGCAGCAAGCUGCCUGUUGUGGUGCCAGAGUGUAAUUUGCUUCAGGGCCUGAAGGAGCAAGGCCACUGGCUGGAAGAGGUGAGGCGCACCCUAGGCACAGAAGGUGGUGAAAGGCAGGAGGUCACAUUGGAGGUUUUGAGGAACCUAAUGCAAGCAGGCUGCAACGUGCCUCAGAGUAUAUCUGUGGAGACGGCCAUGGCAGAGCUUCAGGAAUUGCUUACGAUUGCAGAACGCUGGGAGGAGAAGGCACAGAUCUGCUUAGAGCAAAGGCAAAAACAUCCACUCUCUACCCUGGAGGCAAUUGUCAAUGAGGCCCAGCUUAUCCCAGUCAAGCUUCCCAACAUUCUAUCUCUACAGAGCUGUCUCACACGAGCACGGGCCUGGGUAACAGACCUGGAGGAAAUCCAGAAUGGUGAGCAUUACCCCUGUCUGGAUGACCUCGAGGGCCUGGUGGCAAUUGGAAGGGACCUGCCUGUCUACAUGGAGGAGCUGAGGCAGUUGGAACUGCAGGUGGCCAGCGCUCACUCCUGGAGGGACAAGGCUACCAAGACCUUCCUGAAGAAGAGCAGUCAGCACAGUCUGCUAGAGGUCUUAUGUCCAUGUGCAAAAAGAAGGGAAAGGCGGAAUGCUACAGAGGCGUUGGAUGAUCUGUCGGAUGAUUCCGAUACCAACACUCUGGGCCUUUCCGCUCAGGACCUGAGGGACCCUGCAGCUAUUGUGAUGGCCUUCAAACAAGGAGAGCACCAGGAGAAAGACGCACUACUAAGGUUGCAGCAAAUGAACAUGUGUAAAACUGGAAAUAUUUCUGCAAGUUGCAAGGAGAACGGGAGGUGGGAUGACGCCAUGGAGACGGACACAUCCAGCCACUCAGAGAACUCUGUAAAAGAGAACGGCAGCAGCAGCAACCACACAGGCACCACUCCUCCUCAGUCAGUGUGUGUGUGCGGCGGGCAGCCUUGUGCUCCUCAACUCCGUUGCCGUCUCUGUAAGGACUGGUUCCAUGGCAGUUGCGUCCCUUUCCCCUCCCUGCUCCCCUCCUCUGGACAACUGACUAACCCCCUCUGCUGGUGGGACUGGGACUCACGUUUCUUGUGUCCGCGGUGCCAGCGGUCGCGGCGCCCUCGCCUGGAAACAAUCCUGGCGUUACUCGUCGCCCUGCAGAGGCUGCCAGUGCGUCUGCCUGAAGGGGAAGCACUGCAGUGCCUCACAGAGAGGGCCAUCACCUGGCAGGGCCGAGCUAAAGAGGCGCUGGAGACGACAGAGCUGCAGCAGGCUCUGCAGAAGCUGCAGGAACUCAAAGACACUCUGGAGUGUGAAGCAGAGAAAGAGGAAGACAUGGAAAAGAAGACUGAAAAGAGUUCAGUCAUUGUUUUGUCAGACUCUGAAGGGGGGGAAGGAGAUGAUGUCAUCGAUCUGACAGAUUCACCCAAAAAGAACACAAAACAAAGCAACGGCAUUCAGGCUGGAUGUGAAAAUGGCAUCAACAAGAAGUCGAAUGUUACAGGUGUGGGGUCCCUGCUGCCUCUGCUGCCUUUACUAAAAGGCCAGGUGGUGGAGCUUUCCCCAGCCACCGUGACCCAGCUGGAGGAGCUGCAGCUGGAAGGAGAUCUGCUGGAGGUUUCCUUGGACCAGACAAACGCCAUUCACAGAGUUCUCCAAGCGUCGUCUGUCCCACCGAGAGGAACACUGUACACACUCAUUCAGAUUGAGCUCGCGGAGCAGAGACGAAACAGCCGCGGCCGAACCAAGGAGUCCAAAAGGAAGCGAAAGAGCCACAGAGGGGGCAGCGGAGAGGCAGCAGGAGAACAGUCACUGAAAGCUUCGGAGUCCAAGAAAACCUGUCCUCUCAGCCACAGCCCCUCCCCUCACCUACCUGUUCAGACCCAUGCAGAGAUUUUGUGAUGUAGUCGACGCUGGAGCUCUGUUAAAUUGGACACGUCAGAAGAGCUGAAGAGACAGAGCAUUCUGUGCCAGAAACCCAUGUCAAGCUAUAGAAAGAUGCAGGACAUCCCCCCCCCUUUCUCCCCUACUCCGCCGCCCCCCGCCCUCCUCAUCUGUCAUUGAUACAUUCAGACACUAACAGAGCAAUGACUCUUCUUCUACACUCCAUUGCCUCAUGCAUAACUCCGACGUAUCUUGUCCCAUCACCUAUUCCCAGACUCCUCGUCCUCCCCCACACUUUAUCCUCCACCUCCCUGGAUCCGUUUCCACCCCCCUCUGUGAACAUGUUAGGACAGGUGUGGGACUUAAUGUGAUAGGAAUGUCAUUGGUCUAGAGUCGUCUCUGAGGUCAAGUCAGUAUGGUAUGUUAUCCCAAUUGUAUUAAACGCUUGUUCAACCGGAGCCUGCGUCAGCGUUGGCAGUUUGCCGUUUCACGUCACUCGAGCUCAUCGUCUGGACGCUGGAGAAGCUGUCGGGUCACGCGGGACAGUCUGAAGCCGAGGUGUGGCACAGUGUUCUGAAGGCUGGUCGUAGAUUGCAGCGCCGUGGUUACACUUGUAUUUUUUUAGUUGUACUGAAUCUUGUGUUUGGUGCGGUUCUGAGGGGAUAUGCAUUUUUUGAAUAAACUGAGUACAUUUUGGGAAGUGUUAUAAACAGGCAUUAAUGUUUUUGGUGCUACUCUCCCAAAAUGAUUAUCUGUACCUCCUUGUUUUUGUUGUUCACCUCUGUUUUCCUUCAUUUUUUUAAGCCCCACCCCCCCAUCCUUAUGACUCUCCACCCUUUUUAUUCCUUUCCACUUGGCCUUUUGUCUCUCUCUUUACAGAUUUAAGGUAACUUCACUGUAACUCACUUUGUCACAGAUUAUUUUGUUUUCUGGGUUAAAAUUAUAUUAUUAUUAUUAUUAUUAUUGAUAUUGCAGACACGCAGUUGUCGUGAGUUUGUGUAUAAACUUUUCAUUUAAAUGUU
Solea senegalensis (Senegalese sole) is the source of this 6118-nucleotide messenger RNA. It is a transcript of the gene kdm5c, whose product is annotated as lysine (K)-specific demethylase 5C. Gene Ontology annotation, biological process: chromatin remodeling. The transcript is spliced from 29 exons. The record is from RefSeq and is a predicted model, not a curated record. Gene Ontology annotation, cellular component: nucleus. Gene Ontology annotation, molecular function: DNA binding; histone demethylase activity. Bases 348 to 5114 code for a protein of 1588 amino acids. Lineage: Eukaryota; Metazoa; Chordata; Actinopteri; Pleuronectiformes; Soleidae.